Messenger RNA from Mytilinidion resinicola, 3622 nucleotides. RefSeq lists its product as uncharacterized. The transcript has 9 exons. Gene Ontology annotation, molecular function: protein binding. The record is from RefSeq and is a predicted model, not a curated record. The coding region runs from base 320 to 3622 and encodes 1100 amino acids. Lineage: Eukaryota; Fungi; Ascomycota; Dothideomycetes; Mytilinidiales; Mytilinidiaceae.
CCAGUCGCUCUUACAGCCCAUUCCACUACGCUGUCGACUGAAGCCCUACAUACUCGGAAGUAUCGAUAUGGAUCCUUCGAGGAUAAAGUCUUUUUUGUCAUUUCGCUACACUAUAGAGUGACUACAGCUUCGCCGUACAAGGAGAGGCUGCCCCAACAGCACCUGAAUUAGAGACGAAUUGCACCCCACCGCUACAAAUGUUGUGUUUCGGUCCUACAUUGCGCAACGAUGAAUCAAAAAGCACAGCGUUAUUAGAAAGAGACCUUCAAUUUAGGUACAUGCAACGGAACCAGGAACCCUAUUACCCAAGACAGCCGACAUGGAUCCUUCUACGCACACGACCUGCACGAAGGAGACGGUCAAGCCUAGCGGACUCAACAUCUGGUCGAGCGAGUCUGCAUCCGGAUCUGCCCCAGAAAUCGAUAUCAUCCUUGUCCAAGGACUAGGCGCUCAUCCAUUCUACACGUGGGUUAAAAAAGCUCCAGCACCAGAAGUGACCGCACCAAGGAGGUUAAGGGAUAAGGCGAAGGUCUGGAAGAGACGGACACGCGACAGAAAUGGGGAAGGCAGCUCAGCGGAGGUGAUGUGGCCUCGAGACCUACUUGUGCCUCGCUUCCAAAAUGCGCGCAUUGCUACAUACAGCUACAAAUCCGACUGGAAAGAUCGCAACGUGAAGACCAGCUUGCGCGAGUGCGCUGAACAGCUCCUGAAUGUAUUGUUCCAGCAUAGGCAGCAUGAGCAUGAACGUCAGCGACCGCUCGUUUUGAUCGGGCACAGCUUUGGAGGCCUUGUCAUCCAACAGGCGCUCGUCAUUGCCGUCCACCAGAAACCAUUUGCAGAUAUACGCCGCUCUGUCGGAGGCAUUAUCUUCCUUGGGGCGCCUUUCCAGGGAAGUGAUGUAGCCGUAUACGGGAAAUGGCUCGCUCAGGUUGGUGGAUUGGAUCCUACGUUGUUGGAGUCACUAGUCAAGGACUGCCCAAGCCUCCAUGCUCUAUCAAGAGAUUUCUGGGGCAGUUAUAGUAAUUGGGAUAUUGUGUGCUUCUAUGAGAACAAAGACUUCGUCUGUGGGCCUUGGAAAACACGUUUCGUAGACGCUCAAUCAGCUAGUCUACUCGGAGAAAGGAUGAUGUACUUGAAUACCGACCAUUCCGGACUGAACAAAUUCAGUGGAGAGGAUGACAGUAACUAUGCAUUGCUGCUCCCAGAGAUUGAACGGAUAGUAAGGGAGGGACCAUCAGUCGUACUCAACCGGCAUCGUAGAAAUGAUCAAUAUGACUCCCUUGGAAACAAACACUGGAUGGUCCCUCGCGCUCUUAACACCUUAUUUACCGGACGCAAGGAUUUGCUGGGACGAAUACAAAAUGCCUUCCUCAGUGACCGCCCUUCCGACCAUCAUACGCAGAGGACAUUCGUGAUUACUGGUCUAGGAGGACUAGGAAAGAGUGAGGUCACCCUACACGCUGCGAAUUUGAUGCGAGAGGAGUUCUGGGGAAUCUUCUGGGUAGACGUCGACACCCCUUCUCUCGCCGAAAGCGCCUUUAUCAACGUUGCAAAAAAGAUAGGAUCAUCGUCAUCGGUUGAUAAGCUGCAGGACGCGCUCCAAGUGCUUGCAAACACUAAGAAGAGCUGGCUUCUUAUCCUCGAUAAUGCUGAUGAUCCAGAAUUCGACUACCAGAAGUACCUCCCGUCUGGUACUCACGGUGCCGUGAUCAUAACGUCCCGUGUCUCCGAAUGCAGCCAGUACAAUACAGUUGGAUCCGAAGCACUUUUAGGUCUUGAUAUACCAGACGCCAAAAAGCUCCUGCUCAAAUCCGCGAAAAUCCAUGAAGACCUACUCUACGAUAGCCACGCGGAGGAAGUUGUCAAUCUACUAGGAUCGCAUACCCUUGCACUAAUUCAGGCUGGCGCAUACAUAGCGAACGGUCACAGCCGGUUGGAAGAGUACCCCGAAGUGUACAAGCGACAGCGCAAACGACUACUUGAGUACAAGCCGAAGCAGGGGCAGUCGAGAUACUGCAACGUGUACGCCACGUUUGAAGCAUCUGCCGAUAUUCUAGAGCGUUCUAACGACGAAGCUGCGAAAGAUGCUCUGCGUUUGCUCGAAGUCCUAUCAAUGCUAUACUCCGGUAGUCUUCCUAUGCAAAUCUUUGAAGAUGCAUGGACAGGUUGCAGGGAGAUUCUCCGUACGCCGUCCGUAGAAACUAGAGAUAUGGAUAGUCUGUCCCGUGAGCACAUCUCUCGACUACCCGAGUUCAUAUCCACGCCCGCUGAUGCCUGGGAUCCCUACCGUCUCAUCGAAGCGAGUUCUUUACUUGCAUCCCUCUCUCUGGUUACAAAAGAUUCCUCCGGGUUGUCCAUGCAUCCUCUCACACACGCCUGGGCUAAAGAUCGCCAGGCGUCGGACCAGCAGGGGCAUUCUUGGAUCAGCACAGGAUGUAUUCUUGCCCUAUCCUGGUCCGAAUCUACUCUUUCGCAGAGCGAGGAGAGACAACUACGACCACAAGUGCAGUCUUACCUCGAUAUAGAAGUCAACGCAGCCUUCUCGUUCGGGCCUGAGACUAUGGUGAUCCCGAUCUUUCUCCAGUGCGGCUGGAUCCUGGACAAAAUGCGAGAUGAUUCUAGACUCGGUCAUCUUCUAGACGACUUGUUUGCUAAACUUCAUAUCGACCCAAAAAUUCCAUCGCAGGAGUAUUUACCGAUCUAUAAUCUCGAAGCAAGGAGCUUAUACAAUCUAGGGCGACAUGAGAGGGCCGUGAAGCUGCUAGAGCAGAUUGUUAAGAUUGAAGAAACCCUCGCGGAGGAUCACCCAGAUCGGCUGGCAUCGCAGCACGAGCUUGCCCGUGCUUACGAGGCAAAUGGGCAAAUUUCGGAGGCCGUGAAGCUGCUAGAGCACGUCAUCAAGAUUGAAGGAACCUCGCUGGCAGAGGAUCACCCUUCUCGGCUGGCAUCGCAGCAGGUGCUUGCCAGUGCUUAUCAGGCGAACGGGCAAGUUAAGGAGGCUGCCGUAGAGCUGCUAGAGCACGUUGUUAAGAUUAAAAGAACCACGCUGGCGGAGGAUCACCCAGAUCGGCUGGCAUCGCAGCAUGCACUUGCCUAUGCUUAUCAGGCGAAUGGGCAAGUUAAGGAGGCUGUAAAGCUGCUAGAGCACGUUGUUAAGAUCCACAAAAUUACGCUUGCAGAGGAUCACCCAGAUCGGCUGGUAUCGCAGCACGAGCUUGCCAUUGCUUAUAAGGCGACUGGUCAAGCUCCAAAGGCUGUAGAGCUGCUAGAGCACGUUGUUAAGAUUAAAAGAACCGCAUUGGAAGAGGAUCACCCAGAUCGGCUGGCAUCGCAGCAUGCGCUUGCCAGUGCUUAUCAGGCGAAUGGGCAAGUUAAGGAGGCUAUAAAGCUGCUAGAGCACGUUGUGAAGAUCCGCAAAAUUACGCUUGCAGAGGAUCACCCAGAUCGGCUAGUAUCGCAGCACGAGCUUGCCCGUGCUUAUAAGGCGAAUGGGCAAGUCCCGAAGGCCGCCGUAGAGCUGCUAGAGCACGUUGUCAAGAUCAGACGAUCCAAGCUGUCCGACAAUCAUCCAGAUCGAAUUGUAUCCGAAGAGUGGCUGGCCUACUGCUUAGGACAGGUAUAA